Capsella rubella is the source of this 2295-nucleotide messenger RNA. RefSeq lists its product as uncharacterized. The record is from RefSeq and is a predicted model, not a curated record. The coding region runs from base 16 to 2067 and encodes 683 amino acids. NCBI's taxonomy places the organism in Eukaryota, Viridiplantae, Streptophyta, Magnoliopsida, Brassicales, Brassicaceae. The transcript is spliced from 6 exons.
GAAGGAACAUCUGCAAUGGACGAUGACAGUUCAGUGUUCUUCAAGAAUGAUUGUAGUGCGAUACUUUCACAGCUUAAGGAGCAAGAUGAGCAGAUUCGUCUCAAAAGAAGGUGGCUGUUGGGUUGUGAUAUGUCUGAAUCCAAGGACAAUUCUCAUGGAAAGACUGAAUUCGUCCCUGAAUCUUUGCUCAGGGAAGAUGAUAUAUUCUACGAGACCAUUAAGUCACGAGUAGAGGAGGCGUUUGGAUUUUGCAAGAAUGAACAAGUAUGCAAUGAUGUUCAACCAAAAGAUUUGAAGUUCAGAACUCUCGAGGUUGACAGAAAGCUUCAUUUUUUGACGAAUAAAGGUCUUCAUCUUAUUGCAAUGAUACUCACAGGGGGCUCUGCUUCAUUUGACAAGACUCGAUGGAAGAUGAAAGAGACUAUCAGAGAUUCGAUCAAUAAGGAUUUCGGAAAGGGAAAAGAACAUAUUGGUAAAGAAGACAUUAUUAAUCAGCUGCAUCAAGUUCUUAGUGAUCCCUCAAAUUUCCGGGAAGGUUGCAUGAUGAAUUUGGCGAAAACAUCUACUUUGCAGUCCCGUCGUGAUGCUGCGAUGAAGGUACUUAACGAGCUAGAUAGUUUGUCGACGCAGACCCUACGUGCAAUGAAAAGGAAACUUAAAGGUUCAAGAAUGAUACCUCAAUUGAAAACAAGUAGAUUUGGUCAGAGUCGGAGUGAUCUUAUAAACCAAGUGAAGCAAGCUAUCGAGAAGAUGCUCUCAGAACUUUCUGCAGGGGAUAAACUGCAGGAGCGAUUGGCUAAAGCGUUGUCAUUAGUAGAUUUAUCACUUAAGCUAAGUCCUGGCUACAAAACUACUGCUUCCACAGAUUUUUUUAAGUUCUCACAAGAAACAAAGAACCUGCAGAAUGAGAUAGUGAAGGCAAUCUGGUUACUCCGUAAGGUCAGGUUUCGCGAGCUGAAAAGAUUGCAUCUUUGUUUAGACCCGGAAGUUGAAAUAUCAAAUGACAGUUUAAGAUCAGCGGUCAGAAAAAUGUUGAUUGAGUAUCUGUUUGAGUGCAGUGAUAUGGACACCAUUCCAAAGUCUUUAAUGGAAGCUCUUUCAUUGCUCAACAGGAGGACGCGAAAUGUAGAGCAUAAGAUUUUUCCAAGGGAAGCGAUUGAGGAAGAGACAGAGUGUAUACUAAAUGUGAGUGCUCAAGUGAAGCAAAUACUUUGUCAAUGUAUUCCAAAUUAUGAGCUCGAUCAGGACUUUGAUGAUGCUUAUAUGGAGGAGCUAGUAGACAGUGAAGAUGACGAUGAUUAUGAGACUUGUAAUUUAUUUGAAAACGAGAAAUUUGGUAAUAAAGAGAGUGGAUGGCGAAACAUAAAGCAUGAAGUCAAAGACACUCAAGAUGCUGCAAUGGAGUCCUCUGAUUCGGAUCAUGAAGAAAGUGGUGCAGAAUGCGUGGUUUUGGACCCGACUGAUACUACACACGCAACCAAUCAGCAUGAUUUCAGCUCUUCUGUCAAUAGGGUGGUGAUAAGAGACCUGCCAGAGAGUAUUACUAGAGUUCAUCCUAGGUCUCCCUAUGUCACUCCCACGUCGAAUAAAUCAACUCUGAUGAGUGAUAAACAUGACGCAGGUACGAGCGAAAUCCGAGUCAAGGUUGAGAGAGAUAUUGAGAUGGAAGUAGAUAACCAGUUUAGCUCUCGGUCAUUGUUUUCUGUUGAAAAUAUAAAGUCUGAUGAUCAUGGUGAGCAGAAGCCACGCAGAAGAAACAAAAACCAGUACCUCGCAGUCCAAGAAAUUUCUGAUGAGACAAGCUUGGUUGCACAUAACUUAAUCGGCCGCUUACUAGAGAAAUUUGCAGAUCGUCAAGGUCUAGACUUAGAAGCGGAUGAACGUUCAUAUCUUGGAGGCGAGUCAAGGCUUCAAAAAGAUAUAGAAGUUGCAGUGAGUGGAAAAAAGCAAUCGUCAUUGAAAGAAAAGUCAGAUGAGGCAAUCAUUCUUUCUGCUGUCAAAGAGCUAAUGCCAUCCCUUGAAGAGAGAGUCUUGAUGAAACUAAAAGAGCUGAUGGAUGUGAGCUAGCAUCAGUGAAGUAGCAGUGAAAUGGAGAAGAACAAAGGGUAUUGAGAUGAACACAACAAAGAAAACGAUUUUGCAUCACAUUUGUUUGGCUUUAACUUAGUUCUGAAAUCCCUGGCUUAUGUAAGAUCAUAAUGUGUUCUGUUUUUAGAUAUGAAAGAUGUUCACUCUGAAAUGUGUUCAGUCGAUUGUAAACAGUGAAAUAACAUACACACGAAUUGCGUUAGAAUA